Molecule: messenger RNA, 6355 nt
Organism: Blepharisma stoltei
Lineage: Eukaryota; Ciliophora; Heterotrichea; Heterotrichida; Blepharismidae
Source: the annotation of a GenBank genome assembly
AUGAUUCUUAAAAUGAAGUUUAUUUCAAUAAUAGUAUAUACAUUAAUAUGGUAAAGUUGGCCAUAUGAUCUCUUGGCACAAUUUUCUUAACACCUGUAGGAACGCCCAUAAUUUAUUUCCAGAAAUUUUAAUUUUCAAAAUUAAUUUGUGCUUGCCAGCUGUUUUGAAAAAUGAAAAUCUCUGUUUAUGGUUUUAGGAUGCCUAAUCAAACUUAGACUGUACAAGGCCUAUUUUUCUGGUAGGUAAUCUACUAGGGUAUAAUGAUAUAUUGUGGUGCAUAAAUAUUACAUCCUUAAUGUAUUUGUGCAGAGGCUUUCCCACACAACAGGGUAUAAUAUCCGAAAGAUGAGAUUUUUUCUCCUGGUAUAGAGAUGAAAGGGGAAAAAUCGGCUAUUGCUGCUGAAAAGAAGUAUGAUCCCUACUAAAAUAUACUCGUGAGAAGAUGAAAAGAAGAUGCUGGAAAGAGGGAAGCCCAUAAGUACUAGUAAGGCUCCUCUUGAUAAAUCGGGACUAUUUCCGACACAGAAUCAGAUGUUGGCUACUAGUUUCCAUUUGUCCGGCAGGUGGACAGAAAAUUCGAUAUUUAAAAAUUUCUGGAAGCUGAACCCCGUUGACUUACGCUUUGGAGACCCAGUAUCUGUGGCGCACAGGCAGCAAGAGCAAGCCCUCAUUCAUGAGAAGCAACAAUAGAAUGGAGGCAAACAAGUCUGGCAAGCAAGCUAGUUGCGUUAUGUAGAUGAUUUGUGGCUGAAAUAUGCCUGCAGGGGUCUUCUCUUGUAAAAUUUGCGUUAAUUCCAAGGCUGUAGGUCUUUAAUGAAUGAAUACCUGGAUAAAGUUCAGCCAAUUUCAAGCAACGCACUAAUUUAAUAAGAUUUAAUUUCAAUAAUUACCACUAAGAUAAAGGGAAGCGAUUCUACUGCACUGACUAAGGUUGAUGCUGAUAUAUAUACUUGCAUUAUAUAAUAUCUUGGACUAUUUAUUAUUUAAACCCAUAAACGUGGGAUUUUCUAUUAUUUCUUAAUUCAUCUGCAUAUAUAUAUAUGUAAAACUUUAAUAAUCAUAAAGAUGUCUCGAAACCAAAUCUCUUUACUAAAAAGCCACAAAAAAACUGAGAUAGCAGAGAAAUUUGCUUGCCUAUAUGAUAUAAAGACACAAUUAAUUACUUUUUUUUCAAAAUCAUUCGGACGAAAAUACUCCUCCAGAUUAAAUUUAAAAGGCCAAAUGAUAUCUGAAAUAGUACUCAAUUCUGUGGUUACAAUGCAAAUGAUAUCAAUUUUUUGAUACCCAACCAUGCCUAUCACCAACUGAAGCUCAUGAGCUACGCUAUGAAAAAUUUUAAUCCCAGAAGGAUUUUUUUUUAAAAAGUCUUUGAUUUUUUAAAUAAUUUUUGACAUGAGAUAACUUGUAAUUUUUAUGCUAAAAAUAGACUUAAUAAGCCAAAAUCGCCUGGAAAAAAAUUAUAAAGAAUACGUUAUGUAAGGAUAGAUGCAUUUUGUGACUAUUUUGGUAUGAUUGAAUAUUGCUUUAUUGGUGCAUCCUCAAUUGUGGGAUCUUGUGUGAUAUUUAUAGUAUUAACUAGCAUUAUUUACUGACACAGCAAGAAGUCAUUAGGCUUUUUAAAUGUAAUAGUUCGUAAAGGAGUGAUAGGAAUAACUAAUUUAGGCUGCAUUCCAAUACAAAUUCUUUGCUGUGUUGUCUUUAAAUACUCAACUUUUAAUGCCUCAAAAGUUCAAGAAUAUGAAAACUAUGAUCUGCAUAAGCUUGAUCUCGGAGUAGCUGGGUCUAUAUUCAGCUUUCUAACGUUAGUUCUCUUGAUUAUUUUAGCUUACCUUGUUGAGCUAUUUGGAACUGAUAUUCGUCAUUCUGUUGUAGGAAAAAAUAUUAUGGCAAAGCCAAAUUCAAAUCUGGAUUUGACUUUAAUUACUCUUUCUACUAUCCAAGUCUUGUUUUACGUUUUUCUUGAUGAGCAGUAUGUAAUUUACUAUCAGUUGAUAUUUCUUUUCAUAACAAUAGCUAUUUGCUAUAGAUGGAUAAAUGCAGUCCCUUAUUAUAGUUCAUACGAGAAUAUAAUUAAAAUAUGCAGAAUCUCAUGCAAAAGUAUAGUCCUCAUAGUUUUCUUAUUAGGCUAUGCAAUGGAUAAUUCACUUGUAGUAUCAAUACUAUCUAUUGUUAUCACUCCAUUAGCGAUGGCUGCCAUUUCUAUGAAACUUUAUAGGAGAUGUGAUUUAUUAUCACCAAGGAAAUUUUUUUUUCUCUCUCAAAUGGAGUUUGAACAGUCCAUUAGGCAUUUGCUUGUUUCUGAAAACACAGAAAAUAAGGAUAAAGUUCUAAAUUUAUUUUCUGAGUGCUAUAAGCCAAGGUCAUUCAGAAAAAAUAAAUUAUUAUCAAUAUGAGAAGCUAAUUACUGUUUAUUUAUAUUGAAAGAUCCAAGAUUGGCUCGAGUUAAGCUCACAAAAUCUGCUUUUACAAAGCCGUGCCUAGAAGGAGAUAUUCAAGAAGACAAAAUUUACCAAAAAUUAGACAAAAAAAAAUCUGAUCUCCCUGAAGUUGAGUAUCUCGACUAUUUAUCUAGCCUUGAAAGUACCAAAGAUAAAGACGAAGAAAUGUGCUAUAUCCUUUUAGACCUAUGAAAUGAGAUUGCUUCUCGAUCUCCUAGAAUAUCAAAAUUAACAAACAUGUUCAUAAAAGUGAAUGACCUCACAAAAACGUUGAAAUCUUCAUAUGAGUCCUUGGCUUCCAAAAAUAAACGUUCUGAUGUUUUUGAUUUAUAUGGGACUUUUUUAGAAAAUAUUUUAGGUGACUAUGAAGGAGGGGAAAUUGUGUUGAAGAAAAAAGUGAAAAUUGGAUCUUUAGAUAUGAUGAUUGGCUACCAAAAAAAGCUAGAGGAUUAUGAUGAAACUCUAUCAAUCAUAUUAAUUUCAGCAAGUUUUGACUCGUUUGGAGUCAUUUCUUAUAUUAACUCAAAAGCAGCACAAAAUUUGAAAACCCAAAAGUCUGAUGCAAUAGGGAUAAAUUUUUCGAGUUUUAUCCCAAAGCCUUAUUGCAAUGACCAUAAUGAAAAUAUGAGAAAACUUUAUAUGAACUGCACAAACACUAUAUUAGAUAAGCCUAAAGAUUUUUUUCUCCAAGACCAAGAAGGCCAUCUCUUUGAAUGCAAUAUUCUUUUCAAGUUUACAAAUUUUAAUUCUAAUCCUUACAUAAUCGCAACUCUUCGGCCUGGUAAUAAACUAAGGCAAAUAAUUUUAGUUUCUGAAGAAGGAGAUAUUUACAGUUUUUCAGCGCUAAUUCCUCAUGUAUUAUCUAUAGAAGAGCAAAACUUAAGAGGGUCUAAUAUAAUGAAGUAUUUCCCAAGUCUUGUUGUUAAAGAUAUGCCUCCAUUUCAACACAAUUUAAAAUGAAAGUUAUAGGUAGAGCCAUGGUCCUAAAGCCGAACUCAGUGAGAGAAGUUUACACCUUCCUGAGGGUUUUGGCGUCAAGAGAAGCGUUCCAAAAACUGAGGCUGGUGUGGCUAGAGAGGUCCAAGGGACUUAGGGAUAUAGAAACUUUAACGAUUAGGCCGGUCUUACCUACCGUUAUUCAGAGCUAUCAAUCCAAGCUAAACCGCAAGACUCUGUAAAAGAGUAAUCUUAUUAGCAUUAACAUACCUCCAUUUGAACCACAAUUUUUGAAAUUCCGAGGAAAGUUAUUAGGAAUAAUCCACUCAAUAAAAAAAGUAAAAAGUACUACAAUUCAUUUGCUGCUAGUAAUCAAUGAUAAAAAAGAAAUAAAAAAAUGGAGAGAAGGACAAGCUGAAGAACAAGUUGAGUAUUUUGGAGGAACUGCCAAUGUUAAAUGGAAAGCAGAAAUGAUUAACGACGAAUCAACCAUUUCUAGUGUAAAUUUUGAAAGAAUAAGAACAAGAUUUGCCACAAAUUAUAUUGCUUCUAUUGAGAAAUUCCGUGAGGACGCACAACUUCUGCUAGCUUCAAAAGAAAAAAGUGACGAAGAAGAAGAGGAAGAAGCUGAUAUAAAAUCGCUUUCUGUUGUACAAAGUAAUAGCCAAGCAAUUGGCAUAAACCGUAAAACUAAUUUAGGAUUGGCCAUAGAUCAUCUACAGAAAACAGAAAGGUCAAUUAAAGUGUAUAUAUAUGUUCUAUUAAUUUCUGUAAUCCUUAUACAGACUUUAGUUAUGAUUGCUUUAAAUGCUGGGAUUCUAGCACUUAUUUAUAUACUUAUAUACCAAGAUAGCUCACUAAGAAGCAUUUUUUGGUUGGCCGAAACAAAUAGUUGGUUUACCAAAUUCGUUAGCAUGCCUUAUUUUCUGGCUAACCAAAUUUAAGGAUGGCGAACCAAAAAAUGCUCCUUAGUGGGCUAUUCUUGGCAAGCAGGUAUAAGUUCGCCUCAAACACAAAUACUAUGAAAGUUUUUACUCAUCUCAGUAAUAUGAUGUACUUGGUGGGAGGACUCCCUGAUCUUAUGAGGAAUUUAUUUGUAGAAAUCGCUGUACCAGGCUCUUAUAACUUAACAGCAGACAUUAUCAAUUUAAAUAACACAAUCAAUGGACUUGACUCAAUGCAAGACACUUUGAUGCAAGAUCUCAACACUUGGACCUAUUGUGACGCUUCAUGGAUUGUGACAAAGCAGAUUAUCCCUGUGUGGCGAUUUGAUGAUCUCCCUGUAUUGCAAAAGCAUGACCUUAUGCGAACUCUGGAUUUAUUUAAAAAACAUGUACGAGCUAUUUAGGGGUACAGAAUGAUUGAUACAUUGACUGAAUCCACAAAUUAUAAUAUGCUGGACUAUAGAUUUCUGUGAUUAAACAGUCUGACUUUUACAUAUGAUUAUUUAAAUCAUGCUCUAGAACAGCUAGUAGAAUGUGAAAGAAAUAGAAUUGUGGUUUCAGGAGAAAGUAUACAAUACUUUUUAAUAUGUGGAAUUAUUGUGCUUGCCAUGUGUGUUGUGAUAUUAAUAUUCUUUACAUAUCUUGUGAAGCGCAAAUAUGAUCUCUUUUGAAGACAAGUAAAAAAGUCUAUUCAUAUUGCUUAUAUACAGCUUAAACAAGCGGUAAUAGAUAGACUGCUGCAAGUUCAUGGUGCAGAAAUGACUGGCUUCUCCCUGUAAGCAAGCAAAAUCAUUGGAAAAAUCGGGAAAAGCCACACUUCAAUAAAGAGCAAAAAUUAUUUUAAAAAAAUAAUAAGUGAUAAAUAUUAUUAUAAUGAAAUCGCUAGAUAAUUCUGAUAAUUUUAAGCUGUCUGCAUUUUAAACAUAAAUUUUUAUAUUCCAAUUUUGCAAAUUUUUUAAUCUCUAAAAAUAAUUAUUCCCUUUUGUGAGAGGGAGGAAAUUUUUUUUUCUCGCUCACGGAGGGGGAGUGAGGAAUCUAAAAAAUUUAUAAAACUUAAAGACUCCAAAACUUUUGAUGUAGAUACCAAAAUUGUAUAGCCCGCUCCCGGCUAUGGCUAUAGAUCCGGCUAUGCCCAAUCUUUGCCGGGACACUCGAGGAGUUGUCUGCGUCAAUUUUGGGUGACGAGUCAACUCCCGAGUUGGCAAAUAGCCACCAUAUAGUGAUUUGCCAGCUCGGGGAGUUGAAUCGUCACCUCGAAGUGACACAGACAACCCCCCGAGUUUCCCGGCAAAGAUCGGGCAUAGCCCGAUCUAUAGCCGGGAAUGGGCUAUAUUAAUAUUUGGGCGGAGGCUUUGCUUUUUUGUAGUUGUCUGCUUAACUUAUUAUUUCUUAACUGAAUUUUAUUUAUACGAUAAAUGUCAAACCUCGCUAAAAGAAAGACCCAAAAUUUUGGAGAAUUUUAUUGUUAGAAGAGCAAUGCUAGCUAAGGUUGGAUAUUACGCUAGAGAAAGCAGUGGAAGCAUAAUGCAGAUCUUUUUUCCUGACUAUUAUGAUAUUCCGAACCCGAAAAAAGAAUAUUUGAAUUUAAUAGGUGAAUAUAAAGCAAAAUAUAAAAAUCUAUGGGAAACAGAGAUUUUUAAUACUUUGUCAGGGGAAUUAAAGUCAAGGCUUUUUGAGCAUUAUGAUACAAUAGAUCGGCUUGAAUACUUUGGGAAUAUUCCUGCAGCUAAUCUUAUACUUUUUGAUUCAUAUUAUAUAAGCUCUCCAGGAAAGAAAGGAAAUUCCGAUUUAUAUACAUUUUUUUUGAAUUUAACAAAUUUACAGUCUGGAAUGGCUACGGAUUACAACCUUGCAGAUCGAGACUCAAAAGAUAGAAUAACUGCUAGAUUGAAUACAAUCAUAUAUUGAACUAUUGCGUUUUCCAUUGGUCUUGCUCUUCUAUUUCUGCUAUAUUAUUUGCCAUUUUUGUGUAAAGAGUUAAAAAUUAUGAAAAGUGCACAAAUUUUGCCAUCAUUGGUUCCUAAGUUCAAUGCGUAG